Molecule: messenger RNA, 1239 nt
Organism: Fusarium redolens
Lineage: Eukaryota; Fungi; Ascomycota; Sordariomycetes; Hypocreales; Nectriaceae
Product: P-loop containing nucleoside triphosphate hydrolase protein
Exons: 4
Coding region: 1-1239 (412 amino acids)
Cellular component (GO): cytoplasm
Molecular function (GO): ATP hydrolysis activity; GTP binding
Source: RefSeq, a predicted model, not a curated record
AUGCCUCGCGAUCCUCUCAUCGGCCUGAAAGACCCUGGCCAAAGCUGUCGGAACUUGGCGCUGAUCGCGAGUGAAAUAGGCAAUUUCCCGUUCACCACAAUUGAUCCCCAGCGAGCAAUCGGCUAUCUUCAGAUCGAAUGUGCUUGUUCCCGGUAUAACGUAUCAGACAGAUGCAAACCAAAUUAUGGAGCUUGCGUUGAGGGCCGUCGUUCUGUCCCUAUUGAACUUCUUGACGUUGCUGGCCUCGUCCCCGGUGCUCACGAGGGCCGGGGCUUGGGGAACAAGUUUCUCGAUGACUUACGACAUGCUGAUGCUCUAAUUCAUGUUGUCGAUGCUUCGGGCACUGUCGAUGCUGAAGGAAAGGAGACAAGAGGGUAUGAUCCUUCCGUGGACAUUGCGUGGCUACGAAGCGAGAUCGUUGCUUGGGUUCUCGGCAAUCUCAUGCAACGAUGGGGAUCUAUUCGACGAAGGCAUCAGGCUAUCAAGGCAACUGCUACAGAAACACUGCAAGCGCAGUUCUCUGGUUAUGGUGCAACAUCGACUAUUGUGAACCGUGCUCUUGAUCGUUGCGGCAUCAAGGAGCCCCUGGAGGACUGGUCCAAUGAGACCGUAGAGCUGGUCGUCAAUGCCUUCAUUGAUGAGAAGUUCCCUACGGUCAUCGCACUUAACAAAAUCGAUCACCCCGACGCUGAUAAGAACAUCUCCAAAAUCGCCAAGCAGCAAGACCCUAAUACCAUCGUGCUGUGUUCAGCCAUCUCGGAAAUUUUCUUGCGAAAGAUGGCUAAACAGGGCUACAUCAAGUAUGUCGAAGGCAGCGAAUUUAUUGACACCAAGGAGGAUCUUAUAGAGCAAGGCGACCCGACUGGCGGUGGUCUUAAAGAUCUCGAUGAGAAAAAUCGUAACCGUAUCGAGAACCUCAAGGACAUGGUACUUUACCGCUUUGGAUCUACCGGUGUCGUUCAAGUCCUUUCGAAAGCCGCUGAGCUCCUUGGUCUCGUACCCGUUUUCCCCGUCCGGAAUACUUCCACCUUCAGUUCUGGUGCAUCAGACUCCAAGUUUGUUUUUCGUGAUUGUGUUCUUGUCAAGAAAGGCAGCACGGUUGGUGACGUGGCGCGCAAAGUGAUGGGAGAUGCACCUAUCGCCUUUGUCGAAGGGGCUGGAAAUAUUCGAGUAUCUGAAGACGAUUUUGUAGCUGUGGGCAAGAAUGAUGUUUUGUCAUUCAAGGUUGGCAGAGCUUAA